Messenger RNA from Gopherus flavomarginatus (Mexican gopher tortoise), 2443 nucleotides. RefSeq names its product WD repeat domain 82 (gene WDR82). NCBI's taxonomy places the organism in Eukaryota, Metazoa, Chordata, Testudines, Testudinidae. Gene Ontology annotation, cellular component: Set1C/COMPASS complex. The coding region runs from base 458 to 1399 and encodes 313 amino acids. Gene Ontology annotation, molecular function: protein binding; chromatin binding. The transcript is spliced from 9 exons. The record is from RefSeq and is a predicted model, not a curated record.
CUUCGGCAUCCCACAAUGCUCUGCCCCUCUCCUGCCCUCGCGCUUCGCCAAUCCCACAAUGCGCUGCUUCUCCACUCUCCCACAAGACCCCCCCUCGUCCGCCCCACAAUGCCCUGCUGCCGGCCUCCUUCCUCCCCCGUGAGCGGCGGGGUCUGUCCCUGUAGCGGGAAGAUGGCGGACACAAUGAGCAGAAGCCGCCGCUCCGCAGCCUGAGCCGACCCCGCCUGAGAGCGCUGCCCGCCCGUGCCGAAGCCGCCUGCCAGCGACGCGCGGCCCCUGCCCGAGACCCGCGCGCGUCAGGCUCCCGCCCGGCUUCCCUUUCCCGCUGCUUCGCAGGCCCCGCGGCCUCUAGGCCGCCGCCCGGCUCCUCACGUUCACCGGCGUCCUCCGUGCCCUGCUCCCGCUGGGCCCCGGCUGGCUCCUUAGACCCCACUCGCGCCGCCCUAUCCCUCGCGGCAUGAAGCUAACGGACAACGUGCUGCGGAGCUUCCGCGUGGCCAAGGUCUUCCGCGAGAACUCGGACAAGAUCAACUGCUUCGACUUCAGCCCCAACGGCGAGACCGUCAUCUCCAGCAGCGACGACGACUCCAUCGUGCUCUACGACUGCCAGGAGGGCAAACCAAAGAGAACACUGUAUAGUAAAAAGUAUGGAGUGGACCUAAUCAGAUACACACAUGCUGCCAACACUGUGGUGUACAGCUCCAACAAAAUAGACGAUACAAUCCGUUACCUCUCCCUACAUGAUAAUAAAUACAUCCGAUAUUUUCCAGGGCACAGCAAGAGAGUGGUUGCCCUGUCCAUGUCUCCAGUGGAUGAUACCUUUAUUUCUGGAUCACUUGAUAAAACCAUCCGACUUUGGGAUCUCCGGUCUCCAAACUGCCAGGGUUUAAUGCAUCUUCAGGGGAAGCCUGUAUGCUCCUUUGACCCAGAGGGCCUGAUCUUUGCUGCUGGAGUCAAUUCUGAAAUGGUGAAGCUCUAUGAUCUCCGCUCUUUUGACAAGGGUCCAUUUGCUACAUUCAAGAUGCAGUACGAUCGAACCUGUGAGUGGACAGGCUUGAAGUUCAGUAACGAUGGGAAGCUUAUCCUCAUAUCAACCAACGGAGGGUUCCUUCGACUGAUUGAUGCCUUCAAGGGAGCUGUACUGCAUACGUUUGGGGGUUAUAACAACAGUAAGGCUGUCACGUUGGAGGCAUCAUUUACACCAGAUUCCCAGUUCAUAAUGAUUGGUUCAGAGGAUGGAAAAAUUCAUGUCUGGAAUGGAGAGAGUGGGAUGAAGGUGGCUGUGUUGGAUGGGAAACACACAGGUCCUAUAACCUGUCUGCAGUUCAAUCCCAAAUUCAUGACCUUUGCCAGUGCGUGUUCAAACAUGGCCUUUUGGUUGCCAACCAUAGAUGACUAAUUCUGAAACCACAAUGCCCGCUGGGUGGCUUCCAUACUGUUAAUAGCAGCGUGUUCUUGCGAAGAUGGUGUCGGAGCUGCCUACUCCUCCUGGACUAUAUGUUCUCAUCCAUCAUACCCCAUACGUUCCUGUAUGUCGUCUUUUUUUUUUUUUUCUGCAUUCCUUCAGGAGGACUCCUUCAUUUGACUUCCGAGAGUCUGAUCAUGCUGUACCCAGAAGCUGGGUGCAGCAGGUAGCUACUUUCCAGUCAAAGUCCAAUAGGUUCCAGCAGAACUUGUAACUGGCACAGUGUUACUUUUGAGAACGUGGUGGAGAAAUAACGGAAAGUCUGAUUUUUAUGAAGUUUGCUGCAGUCUCUAAGGUGUAAUUGUGUUUUGUUCUCUUACUAUAAACACACAAGGCUACAGACAAACUGCGGUGGGUGAGUGGGACGUACAGUUCUGUCCCACACCUGCAUGUUUAUCACGCCUGGGAUCUCUACAGCGUCACUGUUGAAUUCUACAAAUACAAACUUCAUUUGUGCCAAAUACAAGCAGACUGACUGUUUUUAACCCAAAUGUCAGAUGCACAGAGAUUUCUUUUGCUAUUGAACACUUAGGCAAAGGCUGCAUAUUCGCAUCAUGGCAUCCAUCAUCAAUUUCUGGUGGUCUAGUGUCUGGAAGACCAUACAGGUUUUGCCUGCUGGCCGAGAAAGCUUGAAGCAGCCUCUGUGCCAUUCAUCAUCCAAGGCACACAGAGUACUGAAGAGGUCCGGUGGGCAUCUCAAGCAAUAAAGGAGUCUGUCAGCAGGAAAACAAUUAAAACAAAGACUGAAACUGCAGUAGUCUCCAAUACAUCUUCCUUCUGUAUCAUCUUUGCUGAUCUUACUUGUAAAUAUUUUGCAGGGAGGAUAAUAGGGAAGGGUCAUAUUUUUUUACUUUUAGGUAUUAAAGAGUAUGAUGUGGGCCAGUAUUGUGGGAUGAGUUCAGGCUGUUUACCUUCCAUUGAUGCAGCUUUCUCCUCCUGUUCUGUAAAUAAGUUCCAUUAAAUUCUCUCCAAACUGGG